Sitophilus oryzae (rice weevil) is the source of this 1260-nucleotide messenger RNA. RefSeq lists its product as uncharacterized. The record is from RefSeq and is a predicted model, not a curated record. Gene Ontology annotation, molecular function: DNA binding. The transcript is spliced from 3 exons. Gene Ontology annotation, cellular component: nucleus. The coding region runs from base 1 to 1260 and encodes 419 amino acids. Lineage: Eukaryota; Metazoa; Arthropoda; Insecta; Coleoptera; Curculionidae.
AUGGUGGAAGAUACAUCCUCUGAUGAUUUAAAUGAAAGUAUUCCAUCCUUGAAUGACUCCACUGAUGAGGAAGAAUUGCCGAAUAUGAACGGAACUGUACCUAGCAGUCUUGGCCGAUUUAAGCCAAUUUUUACAGAAGAAAUGGAAAAAGAAUUGGCAGAUCAUUGUCGAGACUUGGAUGGCAGAUUUUAUGGAAUAGGAACCAAGAAUCUUCGAACGAUUGCUUAUCAAUUUGCCGAGCUAAACGGACUUGGUCAUUGUUUUAACAAAGAGAUGGCAGGUUUCGUCAAAUCUUCCGAGGAGGAUCCGGUUUUAUUGAUCCUUGACAAUCACGUGUCGCAUCGAUCUUUGGAAGCAGUACUGUACUGUCGAGAACACCACAUUAUCUUACUUUCCUUGCCCCCACAUGCAAGCCAUCGCCUUCAACCGCUCGAUCGGAGCUUCUUUGCUCCGCUAAAAACCGCAUACUCUACUGAAGCUGACAAGUGGAUAAUCAGCAACCCUGGUAAAGUUAUAAGCCUUAGACAUGUAUCCGAGCUUUUUGGGGCAGCUUAUUCAAGAGUAGCGACAAUUUCUAUAGCUGCAAACGGAUUUAAAAGCACAGGAAUUUUUCCAUUUGCAGAUGAUAUUUUUACUGAUGACGAUUUUAGGCCUUCAGAAGUUACAGACAGGGUUUUGAUAACAUCACAGGAAGAGAGGUCUAGUUCAUCAGACGAUAGUGAUAGGCCUCUACAGUUAGUUCGAGAAAAGUUAUCCAAAAACAAAAAUCCUGACAAGCAAAUAAAAGUGCCGCAAACUCCAAACAGAGAUAACAAAUUGAAUAGUUGGGAAUCGUGCGAAAGGCACAUCAGUGAAAGUGAAAAAGAACCAGUAGCUUCAACAAGCACUUGUGUCAAUGUGUCAACAACUCCUACUGUAAGAUUUUUCAAAGACAAACCAAGCCUAACAAGUAGUUCAACUAUUGUUUCCCCAUCGCAAAUUUACCCGUUACCUAAAGCCCCUCCUGAAACUCAGCAACGAAGAAAGCGCUCUCAGAAAUCUGAACUUAUGACGGAAUCUCCAUUUAAAAAUGAAUUAUUGUCGAAGGAUCAAAGUUCAAAAGUGACACAUAGCGUAAAAAGAAGAGUCAUAGAAGAUGAAUCAACCAAAAAUGUAAAAGAAAAAAUUAUAAACAAAAAGAAAAAGAAAAACAGCAAUGAAAUUGGAGUAUUUAAUUGGAGCAAGAAAGUACAAAACAUACCAGUAGGAAGUCAAAAAUAG